AUGCCACCGGCGUAUCCAUAUCCACAUGUGUCUGCCCUGAAAAGAUCCUCUAUUGCUUCGGAGCGGCCGUAUACCCACAUCCACAAACAUCCGCUCACGACAUUUGACAACUCCUUCAACUCUCCAGACUCCUCAAUGGAUAGUCUCUCCAAUUUCCAGCACUAUUCCUACUAUGACGAAAACUUGCCAGCUAAGCAAAAAUACAGCAAUGAUUCAUUUGCCGUAUCUGAGGCACAGUUGUACAAUUCUUGUUAUACGUCUCCCUACCCGUUAUAUGCCUUAGAUUGGUCACUGUCGGGGAAGGACCCCUCGACGGCAAAAAUAGCAUUAUCUUCAUAUCGUGACGGCUCAACAAAUAAACUGGAAAUCUUAUAUGGCCAUCAGACUCCAAAUGUAAAUAAAAAUACAGAUUCAAGUACAAGUGCAAACACAAACACAAAUUCAAAAACAAGCACAAAAGCUAACUUUAAUGAAGAUACUAAUCAAAACUUGAAUCGAUCGAAAAAUGAAAUCUCAAACGCUGAUGUCGAUUACAAAUUUAGUAAGGCAUAUGAACAAAGCGUGAAGUAUCCCAUAACUAAAUUACAAUGGGAUCCAAGUAUGAGCUCGUCAUCAUGCUCUCCUCAGCUAUUAGCAGCCACUUCAGAAUGUUUAAGGAUAUAUGAAAUUACCGACAAUAAUGAACUACUUGAAAAAUCGGCUCUAACAAAUUCAAAAAUUUUGGAUAUGAAUCAGUUACCACCAAUGACAUCAUUUGAUUGGAAUAGAUAUGAUCCCCACUAUCUUCUAACUUGUUCUAUCGAUACUACUUGCACUGCAUGGAAUUUAGUCAAAGAGACAUUUGUAGCCAAAUCUCAGUUGAUUGCUCACGAUAGUGAGGUUUAUGAUGUAAAAUAUAUAUCUGGUGACACCAAUGUGUUUGCUAGUUGUUCUUCUGAUGGGUCAGUUAGGUUGUUUGACUUGAGAAACUUGGAACAGUCUACAAUUAUCUAUGAAAAUACAGACUCAACUUCAAAACUUCUAUCAUCACCCACCAAUACAAAUGGCAGAAGCUUGCUUAGACUGUCAACGUCUAAUUAUAAUGCAAACCAAAUUGCAGUUAUAGAACAGGAUUCCAACACAAUAUCAGUAUUAGAUGUCAGAAAUGUAGGAACACCCGUUUAUAGGUUAUCCCAUCAUUCUGCUCCUGUUAAUUCAAUAUCGUGGCAUCCUACAAGAAAUCAACUACUUUCAGGCAGUGAUGAUUGCCAAGUCUUUAUUUAUGAUUUUCAUAAAGGCUCUGUAGUUGACAACUAUAAACAAACUAACAAAUCUCUACUUCCAUCUUAUAGGUUUCAGACUGAUCUGGAAGUCAAUUACGUCUGUUGGAACCCAACCGGUGAUUGGGUCGGCAUUAACAAUGGUAAACAUUUUCAAGCCUGUAAAGUGUAG
This is a messenger RNA of Pichia kudriavzevii, 1431 nucleotides long. RefSeq lists its product as uncharacterized. Gene Ontology annotation, cellular component: nucleus. Lineage: Eukaryota; Fungi; Ascomycota; Pichiomycetes; Pichiales; Pichiaceae. The record is from RefSeq and is a predicted model, not a curated record. Gene Ontology annotation, molecular function: protein binding. The coding region runs from base 1 to 1431 and encodes 476 amino acids. The transcript has a single exon.